AUGCGCAUAUUAUCUUUGAAAUCGUCAUUGAAGAUAAAAAAGGUUUAUGGCGAUUGGCAAGUUCAUACGUCACAACUUCUUCCCAUAACUGGAUUCUUCAUCGGCAAGUUUCUAGACGAUCAAGAAACAUUAAGAAUGACCAACUUUAGGGACAAGUCUUGCUUAUAUGGGGGCAAUGUAAAGGAAGGUGAUCCUCCAUCGUGGCCUUGA
Molecule: messenger RNA, 210 nt
Organism: Parnassius mnemosyne (clouded apollo)
Lineage: Eukaryota; Metazoa; Arthropoda; Insecta; Lepidoptera; Papilionidae
Source: the annotation of a GenBank genome assembly